CUAUUUGUUCUCAAUACGGCUAAGAUUGUACAGAAACGCUCCAAGCGAACACGCAACCGCACCACUGCGACGUUGCAUCUCCAUCCUUCCAACGAAAACAAGCAUCCCACCGCAUCUGAGAUUCCAAGUGACUCCGUGAACAAAGGGCUGUCGGAAGAGCCUGCUCCGCAGGUUCAGGCUGCUUCUUCUGGCGAGGAAGGAAGACCUGGUCUCCAAUUAGUUGACACCGAACUUCAGCGUGCCCGCGAUGGUACACCACACAUGCGAUCACUCGGAAAACAUGUGACUUCUAUGGCAUCCGCCGUCGACAAUGGCCCAGCGGAUCUUACUGCUGCAGAUGAUUUUGAGACGACGUAUCUCCAACCCCUCAAGAUUAUCGAUGCUGUGCUUGAGAAGAUCGCAGACGUACAUCCAUACGCAAAGAUGGCGCUGGGUGUGCUAUCUGCUGCAUCCAAGAUCAUAAUCGCGCAGGCACAGCGCGACCAUUCUAUUCUUAGUCUUCUCAAGAAAUUGGCUGAAGUUUACCGCUUCAUGACUCAAGAUGACAGUCUUGAAAAAAUUGAAUCGAUGCGCGGUAUCGUUGAAAAGAUCGUUCACCAGACUCUCGAGUGUGCCCGUUUCAUCAGGGACUACUCGGAGACAAAGAGCUUUUGGAAGAGACUUGGGAAAAAUGUUAUCUCGGAAACUGAUGACACGAUCAAACAGUACAGCGACGCUUUGGACGGCCUUAUGCAACAAUUCCGGGACCAAGUCGAUCGGGACGUGGCCGUUUUCGUCCAACGUACGGGCGAUACCCUGGAUCUCGGGGAUAUCGCUUAUGCGAAGGGCGCAGGACUAGAUACCAUGAAACAGUGCUUACCAGGGACGCGCAUGGAGAUUCUUUCCCAGAUUACGGACUGGAUCAACGGCAGCGGAGAUGCUGCUAAACGUGUGCUGUGGCUAUCUGGCCCUGCGGGCAAGGGCAAAUCAGCCAUCGCCCACACGGUCGCCAACUGGUUCAAGGAAUCGGGAGGCCUUGGUUCAUGUUUUUGUUUCGAUCGGCGCAGAGAAGCGGAUCGUCGCCAUGAAAAGAUUUUCUCCACCAUCGCGCGCGAUCUCGCUGACCGUGAUUCGGGGAUGAAGCGAGCGUUAGCGGAUGCGGUCAAGGAUGCACACUCGCUCAAGAAUACGACGGACAUCAUCCAGCAGUGGCGCGACCUUUUCAUGAAACCGCUAAAGAAGUUCUCGGCGUCAAGCGUAGGGCCUGUCUUGAUCGUGAUCGAAGCACUAGAUGAGAGCGGUGGAAAGAAGACGCGGAGCAACAUCCUCCGCACACUUGCCGGUAGACUUCAGGACGAAGGACUUCCCCAAAUCACGGAACUUCCAUCUAACUUUCGGAUUCUCGUCACCUCUCGCCCGCUUCAUGAUAUCGAAGAUGCAUUCCACGGGGCUCAGCAUAUUCUACGGUUGUCCAUGGACGAGAUUCCAGCAGCAGUGGCAGAGCGCGACAUCCAGGCGUUCGUAUCUGAGGAGCUGAAGGGGCUACCAGAUUUUGGCGACAAAGAGUUUACAAAUCUAGCUGCGAAAGCCGAUGGAUCUUUCGAGUGGGCGCGUCUUGCUUGCGAAUACAUCAAAGACGCGCCUCCAGGCGUACGCCAAAUGCGUCGCUUCAAUGCUCUCGUCAACCGCAGGGCCGGAAAGCAGAAGAACCUGUUGUACGAUAUGUAUCUGGUCAUUUUGAAAGAGAUCAUGAGAAGGGAUCAAUAUGACGAGGACGAGGACGAAGCACUGGCAGGGUUUCGUUCUGUGAUGGGACAGAUACUUGGCACAGCUUUUUUUUUUACUAAGCAGAACAGUUAACGUUCAGGCACCGAGGUAACAACUCAUGUUUUAUAGUUGCACUUAUGUCCUCAUUAAGCAACACCUUUGAUUUGCGUGUCUUCGUUUUCCCUUCUCACGUUUGCUCGCUUUCAUUUUUCUUAGUAGAGAACCCGACGUACUUGCCCCAUUUUCCGUCGAUUAGUAUCAGUUAGCGCACGCAAUGUCUAACACGUCAAGUUCUAGGCUGCCUGCCGGUGUUUAACGUUUAACUUCGGGGGUCAACAUUGCCCAGUGACACUGUAGAUAGUAGUUUCAAUGAAAAUCACUGCAAAAUGCGC
Suillus fuscotomentosus is the source of this 2138-nucleotide messenger RNA. RefSeq lists its product as uncharacterized. Lineage: Eukaryota; Fungi; Basidiomycota; Agaricomycetes; Boletales; Suillaceae. The transcript has 6 exons. The record is from RefSeq and is a predicted model, not a curated record. Bases 262 to 1839 code for a protein of 525 amino acids.